AUGAAUACCUAUCAACCGUUGUCGCCGCCAACUCAUGCCCACCCGCCGCCGCCGCAACCUCAAGCUCAAUCCGUCUUCCGCCCCCGCCGAUCCGAUGAUUGGCACGAAUAUCGCGAAAUUAUUGAGCAGCUCUACCGAAAUGAUCAGUUGAAGCUUCGGGAUGUCAAACGAAUCAUGGAAAGAGAUUAUAAGUUCUUCGCAUCAGAAAAGCAGUACAAAGAUCGCCUCGCCGCAUGGCAUGUUCGCAAAAACAUCAAGGCAAAGGAAGUCCAUUUGAUGCUUCGCAAGCAGCAGAAGCGCGCCGCCCAAGGCAAACAGACGGCUUUCCGCGUCAAUGGCCAGAAUGUCGACCCCAAGCGAAUCGCCCGCUUCGUGCGUCGCUAUGGCACUUCUUGGGAUAGCACGCGAGGAAAGGAGCAGGAGACUGAGCCCCAGAGUCCUGAGCCCCAAACCCCCUCCGACAUGACCUGCUACACCCCAGAACCAGCAGACGAAAACAGCGUGACAACACCCAUCUCCCCACUAGAGAUCCAUUCGCCCCGCGAGAUGUCGUCCUUCCCCCUCAAUCCUUACGGUAAAUCCACGGGUUCGAUGAGUAUGCGUAUCCCUGAUAUUGAUGGUCGCUAUCUCACUCUAGACCCAAACCACCUCGAAAGCCUCCCGGACCUCAUCAUAGACGAGGACCCGAAUAUGCCUCUGGCCAUGCACUCUAACCGCAACAACUACCACUCAUUAGGGAAUGGCGGCCAUUCCCAUGCUCAUGCGCAUUCUCACGCUCAACCUCUUCCAAACCCAGUCCAAGCUAAUGCUACGGUCCAUGCCAUCUCGCAUGCUGUCCCGCAACCGCAUCCUCACGCUCAUGCUCAUGCUCAUCAUGCUUAUGUUAAUCAUGCUCAUGCACAUGCCCAUGCGCAUACAGGGCACACACAGAGGGAGCUGGAUGCGUCGGCGGAUGGUGACGUUCACCCGCCUGAUUGGAAUACUGUCGAGUCGUUCCAACAUAGACUGCGUGGGCUGGAUGAUACUCUGGCACAGUCGAUGUCGAAGUGGGCGAGAGAACAUGAUCCUACUCAGGGGGAUCCUCGCCAUGAAGGAUUGGGAAUGUGA
This is a messenger RNA of Penicillium brevicompactum, 1107 nucleotides long. Its product is annotated as Clr5 domain-containing protein. NCBI's taxonomy places the organism in Eukaryota, Fungi, Ascomycota, Eurotiomycetes, Eurotiales, Aspergillaceae. The coding region runs from base 1 to 1107 and encodes 368 amino acids. The transcript is spliced from 3 exons. The record is from RefSeq and is a predicted model, not a curated record.